Molecule: messenger RNA, 620 nt
Organism: Durio zibethinus
Lineage: Eukaryota; Viridiplantae; Streptophyta; Magnoliopsida; Malvales; Malvaceae
Source: RefSeq, a predicted model, not a curated record
GGAGGUGGGGACUUCUGUUCUUGAUAAAAAGGAGCCUGAGAUAGAGGGAAAAAGCAUUGAGGUGGGGGGUUUCUUUGGAGUAGGGACUUUGAGGAGACAAAGGAAACAAAAAAAUGAAUGUUUUGGCCUCAGAAUGUAGUAGUGGGUGUGAGUCUGGUUGGACUAAUUACUUAGAACAGUCUUUUCUAUCUGCUAACCCUUCACAUAAAGCUAAUGGGUUCAAUGAUAAAAAGAGUGGUUUUUGUGAAGAACGUAGGAAGAUUAGAGGUGAAGAAGAGGUUGAUGAUGAAGAAGAAGACCUUUCUAUGGUUUCUGAUGCAUCUUCUGGGCCUCCACAUUUCUAUGAAGAUAAUGGUUAUUUCAAUGAUGAUAAUCAUUAUCAAUAUACCGUACCUAAACGUGCUAUGUUGAAUAAAAAUAAUGGUGGUAAAAAACACAGAAACAAGGAACAUCCAAGACACCGGGAAGAUCAAGAGCUGCCCUCUUUUCUUGAUGAUACUGCCAGCUCUCCUCUCAUCAAUUUCUCCAAGAACAAUUUCGCUCUCACCAGUAAUCAAGCUUCAAUGGAGAGUGUCUUUGAUUAUGCCCAGGGGUUCUCUGCGACACACUUUCAGCAUUAA